Molecule: messenger RNA, 2370 nt
Organism: Mycotypha africana
Lineage: Eukaryota; Fungi; Mucoromycota; Mucoromycetes; Mucorales; Mycotyphaceae
Product: Hsp90 protein-domain-containing protein
Exons: 5
Coding region: 53-2194 (713 amino acids)
Biological process (GO): protein folding
Cellular component (GO): mitochondrial inner membrane
Molecular function (GO): ATP binding; ATP hydrolysis activity; ATP-dependent protein folding chaperone
Source: RefSeq, a predicted model, not a curated record
AAAAAAAGAGAGAUUUUUCUGGCAUAUUCCUUUCCUUAACUCUUUUUCUCUGAUGUUCAAGCCUCUCAUUCGUUCGAGUUUACCAUUAGUAAAAGCAGUAGGUUCAAAAACCUCAAGAAGACAACUGAAACUUCUAUUGUCUACACCUGCUGUCUGCCGCACAGCAACUGCCGCAACAAGUUUUUCUGUUGGGAAAAACAUUCUGUGGAGCAGGAGUUAUUCAACUGAAGCUGCGGAGGCUGCUGCCUCCAAUACUGUUGAUAACAAAGAUGAACAAGAAGUCAUUACUGGAACAGAGGAGGUUCAUGAAUUCAAAACAGAAACGAAACGCUUGUUAGAUAUCGUUGCCAAUUCGCUUUAUUCUGAAAAGGAGAUAUUUGUUCGUGAACUCAUUUCAAACGCUGCAGAUGCACUCGAAAAGCUUCGUCAAGUACAAAACGUUCAAUCCGAUAUCAAUACCGGAAAACCGCUUGAAAUUCGAAUUGAAGUCAAUAAAGAAAAGAAUCAGUUUAUUAUUCAGGAUUUCGGCAUAGGUAUGACUCUCGAUGAAUUGAACGAGAAUUUGGGUACCAUUGCUAGUUCUGGAUCAAAGAAAUUUUUGGAAAAGAUGAACGAUAGCAAUGAUGAUAGCAGCACCAAGGACAAUAUUAUUGGACAAUUUGGUGUUGGUUUUUACUCUACGUUUAUGGUAGGAAGUAAGAUCAAAGUCUAUACCAAAUCAGCCAUACCUGGAUCGAAGGGCUAUUGUUGGACAACGGAUGGUCAAGGAUCUUAUACUGUAGCUGAAGCGGAUCAUGUCUCUGUUGGCACAAAAAUUGUCAUUGAACUUCGUGAUGAUUGUAAAUCAUAUGCGUCACAACUUGAAGUCGAUUCUAUCAUCAAAAAAUAUUCAAACUUCGUUGGUUUCCCUAUCUACUUGAAUGAACAAAAAGUGAACACCGUGGACGCUUUAUGGACGAAAGAUCGUAACAGUAUAACUCCAGAGCAACACAAAGAAUUCUAUCGCUUCAUCGCCAACGCUUGGGAUGAUCCUCAAUUCACUUUACACUUCAAGACCGAUUCACCCAUUUCCAUCUCUUCCAUACUUUAUGUCCCUGAAAGACAUAUGGAAGUUUUGGGCGAACCGAUCAAACCCGGUGUUUCUCUUUACAGUAGGAAGGUCCUUAUUCAGCCUAAUUCGGCAGGCAUUCUACCUCCUUAUUUGAGAUUUAUCAAAGGCGUCGUUGACUCAGAAGAUAUUCCGCUCAACGUGUCCCGUGAAUUACUGCAAGACAACAUAUUAUCCCGUCUUCGACAAGUCAUGGCGUCGAAAGCAUUGAAGUGGCUCGAUACAGAAGCGAAAAAGGACCCAAAAAAAUAUAAUGAGUUUUUCAUGGAGUUUGGCCAGUUUUUAAAAGAGGGCGCCUGUACAGAUGCCAUGCACAAACGCGAAAUUAGCAAAUUACUGCGUUUCGAAAGCUCCAAAACCAAAGCUAGCAGUACGGAAGAUAUGAUAUCUUUGGACGAUUAUGUGAACCGACGUAAAAACAAGGACCAAAAGCGUAUUUAUUAUUUAUUGACACCUAAGCGUAGAUAUGCUGAGGAAAGUCCCUACACGGAAAUAUUUACAAAGAAGGAUAUUGAAGUUUUGUAUUUAUAUGAAACGGUGGAUGAAUUUGUGGUGAACCAUUUGAAGACAUUCCAGGACUAUGAUUUUGUAGCAGUCGAUUCUCCCGAGGCAGCAUCUGAUCCUUUGUUAGUGAAGGCAUCUUCAGAACAGCAAAAUGAUGAUUUGUCAGACAUUGAUGCCAAUGACUUGGCCCUUUGGAUACAAAACAGUUUGGGCCCUAGCGUUGUAAAAGGUGUUAAUGUAUCUCGCAGAUUGUCUAGCUUCCCUGCGGUUGUCUUGGAACAUGAAAGCCCUGCUAUGAAAAAAAUGAUGGAAAUGAUGCAAGGAUCUGCACGAAUGGAUACUAUGCCUCCGUCACCCACACGUUUAGAAAUCAAUCCUGAUCAUCCGGUGAUGAAGGGUAUCAAUAAGCUUCGUCAAGAUAAUCCUGAUUUGGCCAAAAUGGUCGCUGAGCAGAUUUAUGAUAAUGCACUGUGUGCUGCUGGCGUUUUAGACGAUCCACGAUCUAUGAUAACUAGAUUAAACAAGCUGCUAGAAAUCACUGUAAACCAAGCUGCUGAGCAAGAUAAAAAGGUCAAAGUGUGAAGCGACUAGACUCGUAUAGUUCUUUGUCCAGUUUAUUAAUUUAUUUGUGUCACAAGAACAAGCUUGAUAUUGUAAAUAUAACAAUAAAUAAAGAACAAACUUGUCUAAAACAUUUAUGUAAAUGCCAUAAUGUCAUAGUGAAUUGUUUUAAUUCUUGGAAUAUGCAUAAGGUUGAA